Strongylocentrotus purpuratus (purple sea urchin) is the source of this 3280-nucleotide messenger RNA. RefSeq lists its product as uncharacterized. Gene Ontology annotation, cellular component: membrane. Lineage: Eukaryota; Metazoa; Echinodermata; Echinoidea; Camarodonta; Strongylocentrotidae. The record is from RefSeq and is a predicted model, not a curated record. Bases 273 to 2810 code for a protein of 845 amino acids. Gene Ontology annotation, biological process: cell surface receptor signaling pathway; G protein-coupled receptor signaling pathway. Gene Ontology annotation, molecular function: G protein-coupled receptor activity. The transcript has 2 exons.
CUAUUCUUGUUUUUUUUUUUUAAUUACAAGCGUUAUGUUCAUUUCGUCAUGUUCAUUUUUUUUUUUUUACAGGCAGCCCUUUCCCUUUUGAACUUGAAGUUGUGAAAUUGUACAAGGACUACACAGUACAGGGUUGGACGGUCCCCGUAUGCCCGCUUUCUUUAGUGUGCAACAGCUGUUCUACCAGCUACAAUUCGCUAGGAGGAUGUCAUUGUGAUCCUUACUGCUUUUAUUUCAAUGACUGUUGUAUCGACUAUCUUAAUGAGUGUGAGAUGAACCUUGUUGAUGACGCCUUCCAUGAGGCGACUGAAGGCAUCGAUCCCAGUCAGUUCUCCUGUGUGCAACCAGCGGGAAAUCUCCGUUACAAUAACAACUAUUGGAUGGUGAGCCAGUGUGAUGUGCGAUGGAGUAAUGAAGAGAUGAAAGCAAAGUGUGAAGGGCAGGCAAUGGAUGAAGAUCCACUGACCUCAAUGCCCGUUGAAUAUUUGAAGAGUAUCACCUUUAAGAAUGUGUAUUGUGCUGUUUGUAACUACAAGGACAUUAGUGGCAUCACACCCUGGGAAAUUGACGCUACAUGUCUCUCUGAAGAAUACUCAAAUUUAUCACGAAGUGAAUUCUCUGCCCAGCAAAUUGGUGAAAUUAUGAAGGACUGCCUCAUUUGGAAAUUUCAGAGCCCCUUCUCACCAACGGCUGCAAGGCAGUGCAAAAAUUCGGAAAUUGUAACAUGCGACGUCAAUCCAAAGAAUGAAACGAUGGUUCUCUUGGCGCAGGCUUGUGAGUCGUACACAGGCGUUAUCAGCAUCUACAAAAACCCUCACUGCUUCAUGUGUAAUAAGGCUUUAGUUUAUAAUCAAACGAUGGACAGAAUCUAUUUGUCUUUGAUUGACAUGGAAUGUCCCCCUUUUACUACUGGAGGUGUAAUUGUUCCACCUAAAAUUCCUGUCCCCAGUUACCCUAUUUCUGUCCUUUUCGAUUUUUCAUCUGUUGAAGGGCUCUCUAGCCAAGAGCCACUAAUCGAUCAUUAUUGUAGAGAUAACCAAAUAUUUGAUACGUUUAAUAAACUCUGUAUUAAUCUUACGUGUCCAGUUGGGUAUGGUCUCAUUAACGCCACUUGUCAAAGGCUUCUUGCAACCCCCCAUUGCUCGUUCAAAGACGCCAUCCCCAUUCUUAUCGAAGUGGAGUGCAUGUAUAAUGUUGGAGACAUGUCAAACUGCCACCCCGAUAUGCGUUUACACGAUUACGUAAUAUCUUUAAUCAAUGGCAAUUACGUAUCCCCAAUGAAUCUUACCAUUAGUAGGUUCACAGCUGAAAUAAAGGGGAAUGGUUCACUCACCAUAUGUACUCAGACUUUGGACAUUUGGGGGUAUCUAGGAAUCAAUAUAGACGUCUCUCAAGAAAACCUCGACAGUGUUUUCUUGUCAACCAACCAACAAAGCUCAGCUGUAAAUGACGUCUGCAGCAAUAUGACUUUCAUGAUAUAUAUUGGAUGCAGCAACAUCAAUGAAAGUUGCUCUAACAGAAUUUUGUCUACAGAUAAAUUUAUGAAAUCAUACGACAACGCAACGGGACAGGUAUUUUUCGUUGGAGAAACAAAAUACAGCCUUCUGGAAUCUCGCUAUGUGACUGAAUACGAUAUUACAUCAUCGGAAAUGAUGAACCUAAAACGAGAAAUUUUAACAGGAUGUGAUGUUCCAUCUGAAACUUGUGCAUUAGUAUCACAGAACAUAUCACUAUUUGUUGACUUGGGCAAUGGAUCUUACCUUUACUCGCCUCUUAACAGAACCCUGGCGCCGAAUGACUAUUUGGAUGUUGGAAAUGACACAAUUUUCGUUUGCUCUUACGUCUUGGUAAGUGAGCAGUCUUCUGCAGGAUUCCUUCGUUUUACAUCUGCUCAAUCUAUUUUAAGCACCAUCGGUAUUUCCUUGUCUAUAAUUGCUCUUAUUGGAACAUUUGUUACUUAUCUCAAACUCAACCUUAUUCGGAAAGCCACGUCGAACACUCUCAUCAUGAGUCUCUGCAUAACUCUGAUCUUCGCCCAAUCUAUCAUCUUAUUUGGUGGACUAGCCGUGAUGAAUUCUAAUGCGUGCCUCUCAUUUGCCAUCUUGGGUCACUUCAUGUGGAUCGCAGUUUUCUCUCACACAACGGCUCUUGCUUUCGAUUUACACCGUCGAUUCGGCAUAGCAACGAAAUUUGGCCGAAACGAUGAGGGCGCUGCAGUACUUUCAAGGUUCCUUCUGUUUGCCUGGGGAUGUCCAAUACUUGUGGUUGGUCCUUGCCUUGGAAUCUAUUUCAGCGGCAUCAAGCUUCCACACUUCAACUUCACCUAUAAAACAGUUACCUGUUGGAUCGGUGAUGGUAUGGCCAAUGUGUAUGUCUUUGGAAUCCCCGUCGCUUCUCUCCUUGUGGUCAAUCUCAUUUUGUUCGUCAUGGUAGUUGCCGGUCUUCACCACAUGAGAAUGAGCCCUGUCAACAAACACAAGAGUACAGAUUCGAACAUGUCAGCUGACCUUUUAAUUUACAUCAAGAUGUCCACUCUGCUCGGUUUCACCUGGGUCUUUGGUUUCGUAACUGCCUUCGCUAACGUCACAGCUCUCUGGUAUAUCUUCAUCAUCCUCAACUCUCUCCAGGGAGUCUAUAUCUUCAUUGCCUUUAUCUGCAACAAGCGUGUCUUCAAGCUCUGGCGGGACUCUUGUACAUGCCUCGGUAGGGUCUCCUCGACGUCGUCCUCCAAGUCAAGGGCGACUUCAUCAGACAUGGCGACAAUGAAAAAAAUCGAACUGAAAACGACAACUAGCGAAUCGACGCUUUAAAAGAACACGUGCAGAAUGGUCAGCUCAGCAAUCGCCAAUCAUCUACCAAGGGAUAUUCCAGUAGACCGAAAGCCCACUUGAAGGGCACAACACUGACGAGACCGACAAAACAAAGAAAAUGCAUAACAAGAUAUAUAGAAGUGAAGAACCUGAAAGGUCCACGAGACCGAUAGCCCAUUCGAACCACAAAAUAAAGAUGCUGGAAAUAUAGAUAAAUUAUAGUUUAGUUUCUCAUGAAACGUUGGUCUAGUGGUUUGUGGCAGUUUAUGAUUUCUGGCACGGAUGGAUCGAGCUGGUGCGGCUGACUGAUUGAAUUUCUUAAGAGUGAAAAAAAAACUACAUCAGUGUUGGAAGCAGCACUACGAAAUGGGCCGCCAUCCUUGUAAAGCUUUGCUUUUGAUUGCGGUCUCCUGCACUUUUCCAACAGAAUAGUUCAGAUAAUACUUUAAAUUUAUGAUAAUAUUAGGGUG